UCAUUCUGCAGCUUUAUUAGGAGGAAGGCAGUAGCCAAGUGAAGCAGCUGGGAUCACACUGAAGUCACUCUGAACUCUGCAGAUCACUUCAUUCUUCCUUCUGCUACAGAGCUCACAUCCUUGAUUUACAGUGUGUUUCAUUCCAAAGAACUAAACAAGAAAGCAACAUGACAUUUGAAGAUUUUGAGAACUACUCUUAUUUCUACGACCUGUCUGAGGAAGAUGAAACACCCCAGUCCUCCCUCAGCAUUGCCCAUAUAAUUUCCCUUUCCUUGUACAGUGUGGCAUUUCUGCUGGGAGUGCCAGGUAAUGCCAUCGUCAUCUGGUUUAUGGGCUUUAAGUGGGAUAAAUCUGUUUCUACACUCUGGUUCCUCAAUCUGGCCAUUGCAGAUUUCAUUUUUGUUCUCUUCCUGCCCCUCUAUAUUACAUAUGUGGCAAUGGGCUUCCACUGGCCUUUUGGGAAGUGGCUCUGCAAAAUGAACUCGUUCAUUGCGCUGCUUAAUAUGUUUGCCAGUGUUUUCUUCCUGACAUUCAUCAGCCUUGACCGCUACAUCCGCCUUGUCCAUCCAGUCUUUUCCUACAAGUAUCGGACUGUAAGGAACACGCUCAUACUUAGUGGGAUCAUUUGGAUGUCAGCUGCAAUUAUUGGUGGCCCUGCCUUAUACUUCAGAGAUACAGCUACAGUUCUCAACAAUGUCACCAUUUGCUACAACAACUUCCACGUCCAUAACAGGGAACUUAUUUUGCUGACACAUCACAUUCUCAUUUGGGUGAGGCUUGCAUUUGGUUACCUCUUUCCUCUAGUGACCAUGGUCAUUUGCUACUCAUUGCUGAUUGUCAAAGUGAAGAGGAGAACUGUAUUGACUUCCAGCAGGCUUUUCUGGACCAUCAUUGCUGUAGUUGUAGCUUUUUUUGUUUGCUGGACACCAUAUCACAUAUUCAGCAUUGUGGAGCUGUCAGCUCACCAUGAUGAAAACUUGCACGACUUACUGCAGGAUGGCAUUCCCCUCUCUACCAGCCUUGGUUUCAUCAACAGUUGCCUCAAUCCAAUCCUUUAUGUUCUGAUUAGCAAAAAGUUCCAGGCCGAGGUGAAGACUACAGUCUCUGAGGUGCUGAAGUUGGCACUGUGGGAGGUGAGCCGCUCUGGAACUGUCAGCGAGCAGCUGUGGAGCUCGGACAACACCCAUGCGCCUGUGCACUACUGUGAAACUGCUCAGUGACUGCUCCUGUCACCAUCCCUCUCCAAAACAGCUGGCAGGAGAUUUGGAGGUGUUCUUGACUUUGCAUCUGUCAGUCAGAUGUGCAUCUUUGCAUCUACAGUUGUAUGUAAACAGCUGGCUUCAUUGCACUUGCUGCUCUCCUUGAAAGGGUUUUAAAGGACACAUCGUUUGGGUGUGGUGGACUUGCAGUGUACACACAGCCUGAACUGAAAGCUGUCAGCAUAAGUGGAAUUGCUCCAACUGGAUUUUUGAUCAGGAAUGCUGUUGUAAUCCUGUUGUGUUGUGGUUCCGUACCUCUUUGAUAUCAAAAAAGCACAUAAUAAAAAUGUUCCUCCUUGCAAUCACUGACGACACUCUUGAUCAAGCAUUCUUAUCCAAGAGGGCAUGGCCGUACAUCAAUGGCUCAAGUCUCCUGAUUGCCUAGUAUUGCCUUAAGUAGGAAUCACCUGGCUACAUCCCAGCUAAGCGAAGCUAUUGGUGGCUCUGUUCCACAGUUGGAGAAGAAUCCUGAGACAGAGAAUAAAAUCUGUUUUCUCCCAGCACUCUUUGUCUUACACUCUAAGGCAGGAGAUUCUGUGUUUUCUGGUCACUUCUUAUUAUACUUUUAGGGCCAGUUGGAUGCAAAAUAGUGAGCAGAUGUUUCAUCUAGGUUUUAGGAUCAUUUGAAAUGUGCAAAGAAUUAGUGGAAAUGUUUCUUACAGAAGAUGAGAUUAAAGACCCUGUGCCACACUUGUUCUUUUUCUGUUUAAACUUUCAGGCUCAAAGAGGGUUACAACUAUCAGUUCUUUUGCUCUGUCAAACAAAGGAAAAGAACAUUUUGUUUGCCUUAAUGCCAAUCUUCAAAAAAUGGGCAGUGAAUUCAACAGUGUUCUGUAACGGGUCUGUAGCAAAAUUUAGACUUCUUUACCAAAUGAGAAGCAAGAUGGUACACCCAGGAAAUGGAGUCCAAUUUCUUAAGAAAGAUUACAGAAUCCCAGCUACACUGUGUUCUGUUCCAACUUGUUGCUUGCUGUAGAAUCACACAUGCACCAAUGCAAAUAUAUAUGCUAAGUGGAGUGGACCAAUUUCUGAUGCAAUACCACUUAAUUAAAAAGUUGAACGUGGGAUAAAACUCCACUAAGAGUGAAAACAUAAAGGUUUGGGUAAACGGAAACUGUUUUUUCCUUGUUGGAAAAAAGGAAAGGAAUUGUUAUUGGCCUAGGUACAUAGAAUAAAACUGCCUUUCAGAUAGUCUACCUACUUUCUAUGGCCUGACAACGUAUGUAAGUAGCAUUUAUACUGUAACUGAGGCCUUACAUGUAAAUAUAUUUGCUUUUGUAGAAAAUACAUACAUCUGCAUGCAUGAGCACAUCCAGUACUGGUAGCUGUACAAAUACAAAUAGUCUGACUGUGGUCCAAAACUGUUUCUUUGAGCUCUGGUUUCAGAGUUCAGGAGUCAGCAGGAUCAGUGGAAUUUCGAUGUGUUUCACUUUGGGCUGGAAAGUUGGUAAGCAGCACUGUUCCGUUGAGUCAUUUGCUGCCUGGUACAUACCGACUCAUCAUAGUAUUUGGCACUGUGCUGCUGAAUGUGCCAAAAUCAAACAUUUCGCGGUUUUCCUUCACAUGUUCCCUGACAUACUUCUAAGAGCGAUGCAGUAGUACCACUCUCCUGACUGUACUCCAAGUGAAGUAAUAAAAUGUUGUUUCCAAA
Messenger RNA from Strigops habroptila (Kakapo), 2910 nucleotides. RefSeq names its product G protein-coupled receptor 1 (gene CMKLR2). Lineage: Eukaryota; Metazoa; Chordata; Aves; Psittaciformes; Psittacidae. Gene Ontology annotation, cellular component: plasma membrane. The coding region runs from base 168 to 1220 and encodes 350 amino acids. The transcript is spliced from 2 exons. Gene Ontology annotation, molecular function: complement receptor activity; G protein-coupled receptor activity. Gene Ontology annotation, biological process: phospholipase C-activating G protein-coupled receptor signaling pathway; positive regulation of cytosolic calcium ion concentration; complement receptor mediated signaling pathway. The record is from RefSeq and is a predicted model, not a curated record.